AUGGCGGUGGCCAGGAAAAUCAAAACUUUGCUGACGGUGAACAUCCUGGUGUUCGUGGGCAUCAUCCUCUUCUCCGUCUACUGCCGGCUGCAGGACCGCUCCCAGGAGCUGGUGCAGAUCGUGCGCAGCGCCGAUCGCCGGGUGCGCAGCCGGCACGCCAGGGCGGGUGUGAUCCUGGACCGGGAGGCCAUCCUGCAACGGCUCGACCACCUGGAGGAGGUGGUCUACAACCAGCUCAAUGGUCUAGCCAAGCCCAUGGGUCUGGUGGAAGGGCCAGGAGGAUUAGGCCAGGGUGGCAUGGCAGCCACACUCCGAGAUGACAGCCAUGAGUCUGAAACCAAAUACGAAGAAUACGGUUACAAUGCACAGCUGAGUGACCGCAUCUCCCUCGACAGGAGCAUCCCAGACUACAGACCAAAAAAGUGCAAACACAUAAUGUAUUCUGAGGACCUGCCCCAGAUCUCCGUGGUCUUCAUUUUUGUCAAUGAAGCUCUAUCCGUGAUCCUCCGCUCAGUGCACAGCGUUGUCAACCACACUCCAUCUCACCUGCUCAAAGAGAUCAUCCUGGUAGACGACAACAGUGACAAUGUGGAGCUGAAAUUUAAUCUGGACCAGUAUGUAAAUAAGAGGUACCCAGGGCUCGUGAAAAUAGUCCGCAAUACCAAGAGGGAAGGGCUCAUCCGAGCUCGGAUCCAGGGCUGGAAAGCAGCAACCUCUCCAAUCGUGGGUUUCUUUGAUGCUCAUGUGGAAUUCAACACUGGCUGGGCAGAGCCGGCCCUAACCCGAAUCAAAGAGGAUCGAAGGAGAAUAAUCUUACCGGCCAUUGAUAACAUCAAGUACAACACCUUCGAGGUACAGCAAUAUGCCAACGCUGCCCAUGGCUACAACUGGGGUCUCUGGUGCAUGUACAUCAUCCCACCGCAGGACUGGCUGGACCGAGGGGAUGAAUCUGCACCUAUCCGGACACCAGCCAUGAUUGGCUGCUCAUUUGUGGUGGACCGGGAGUAUUUCGGGGACAUCGGUCUGCUUGACCCGGGCAUGGAGGUGUACGGUGGGGAAAACAUCGAGUUAGGAAUGAGGGUCUGGCAGUGUGGGGGCAGCAUGGAGGUACUGCCCUGUUCCCGUGUGGCCCAUAUCGAGCGCACAAAGAAACCCUACAACAACGACAUUGAUUACUAUGCAAAGCGAAAUGCCCUGAGAGCUGCAGAAGUGUGGAUGGAUGACUUCAAGUCCCAUGUUUACAUGGCCUGGAACAUCCCCAUGACGAACCCAGGAGUGGACUUUGGGGAUGUGUCCGAGCGCCUUGCUCUGCGUCAGAGGCUCCAGUGUCGCAGUUUCAAGUGGUACCUGGAGAAUGUGUACCCUGAGAUGAGGAUUUAUAACAAUACCAUCACUUAUGGAGAGGUGAGAAACAGCAAAGCCAGUGGCUACUGCUUGGACCAGGGGGCAGAAGAUGAUGAUCGAGCAAUACUAUACCCUUGCCAUGGGAUGUCCUCACAGCUGGUACGCUACAGUGCUGAGGGUCUGCUCCAGCUGGGGCCCCUUGGUUCCACCGCCUUUCUGCCAGACUCCAAGUGUCUCAUUGAUGACGGGAAAGGUCGGACACCCACCCUGAAGAAAUGCGAGGAUGUGUCCCGCCCUGCCCAGAGACUCUGGGACUUCACCCAGAAUGGCCCCAUUGUGAGCAGAGACACAGGAAGGUGUCUGGAAGUGGAAAUGUCCAAAGAGGCUAAUUUUGGUCUCCGAUUGGUGGUGCAGAGGUGCUCGGGACAAAAAUGGAUGAUUAGAAACUGGAUUAAACAUGGACGACACUGAUGAGGACCCCUCUCACCCUCCUCAUGAGAGGAUACCCUCUUCACUCCUCUUCUUCCCAGACCUGGUGGUGAGAAAAUCUAUGGGAAGGAGACAAGGGUUGCUUACUAAGGAUUAGGUCACCAAGCCUGGGGUCCCCACUGACCCCACAGCUCUCCUCCCAUGGACACCAAGAAGGAAGAAGCUGUCUCAUUCACUAUUUCUGGCCCAAAAUGGGACCAGCCAUUGGGCUUCCUGGCAGCCUAUUUCUCUACUCCUACAGAGCAAUGGAAAACCCUCUUGCCCCUGUGUGGAGUCCAGAGGGAACCAUAUCAAGAGAACCCUCCUUGGACAGAUGAUUCCUCAGCUUUAAAUUACUGGAUUGGUGCACAACUCCUCUGAUAAAGAAUCAUGUGCCUUUUCUACUCUAUUUCCUAUUUGAGCCACCUAGGACAGCUCCCCUCAUUGGGAGGCAGCCACAUCUUCAGCAUGUAUGGACUUCUUGUGUUAAUGCCCCAACAUGUAAAUAAAUCCACUGUAAAAUUUGCACCUUGGUCCAUGUCAAGGGUAGCUUCCUGAGAGUCUGUUUGGGAUCCAGAGCCCACAUCCCAGGGUACAGAUCCCCCAAGACCUCCUCUGGGACCCCAGCGAUGGAGCCAGGAAUCCAGCCAAUUAUUGGCUGACUUGGCCAAUGUCCUCUUGCUCUUUGGAUUUCUUGAGCCACAAGGCAUAGAGGAACAGGCUCUGCUUCUAAGGGAUGAGUGAAGCAAUUGGUCUGUGCCCUUCCCCC
This is a messenger RNA of Trichosurus vulpecula (common brushtail), 2581 nucleotides long. RefSeq names its product polypeptide N-acetylgalactosaminyltransferase 9 (gene GALNT9). Gene Ontology annotation, cellular component: Golgi apparatus. Bases 1 to 1815 code for a protein of 604 amino acids. The record is from RefSeq and is a predicted model, not a curated record. Lineage: Eukaryota; Metazoa; Chordata; Mammalia; Diprotodontia; Phalangeridae. The transcript has 11 exons.